Messenger RNA from Exophiala spinifera, 1425 nucleotides. RefSeq lists its product as uncharacterized. Lineage: Eukaryota; Fungi; Ascomycota; Eurotiomycetes; Chaetothyriales; Herpotrichiellaceae. The transcript has a single exon. The record is from RefSeq and is a predicted model, not a curated record. The coding region runs from base 1 to 1425 and encodes 474 amino acids. Gene Ontology annotation, molecular function: oxidoreductase activity; FMN binding.
AUGUCCAAAAAGCCCUCGAUCGACAUCGUCAAUGAACCCAUCACUCUCCCUUGCGGCCUCACCCUGCCCAACCGCCUGGUAAAAUGUCCCAUGCAAGAAACAUGUGCGGAGGCCCCUCACUUUGACCCGCCCGUCGAGAAGUUCCGCUCGCUGUACUCGUUAUGGGCCACCGCUCGCUACGGGAUGAUCUUGACGGGCCAAGUCCAAGUCGAUAUGCGCUUCUUCUCGAUCCCCGGCGAUGUGUGCUGCCACCAGGGAUCGCUCACUGAACCAGUGCUGUCCAAGUGGAAAGAGUGGGCUAGAAUAGCCCAACAGGGCGGCACACCAUGUGUCGUUCAGAUUUCGCAUCCCGGCCGGAUGAGUCCAACAGGAGGUGGUGUCAGACCGAGUGACAUGCAACCCCCCUGCCCGUCGGCCGUGCCGGUGAAGAUGGGUGAUGGCUGGCUGGACAGAAUCAUGCUCGACAAGCUCCUCGGCACACCAAGAGAAAUGGACCACGCUGAAAUCGACGAAGCAGUCGCAAACUUUGUCCGCGCCGCUCGUGUCGCUCGAAUGGCUGGCUUCGCGGGUGUCCAGCUACACGGGGCGCACGGCUUCCUUAUCUCGCAGUUCCUGUCACCGCACACAAAUCGACGGUCAGACGAGUACGGCGGCAGUCCGGAGAGGCGACUGCGUUUUGUCCAGCGGCUGAUCGAGGAGAUUCGCGCCGUGUGUCCGCCGCCGUUCUGCCUGGGUGUCAAGUUGAACUCUGCAGAUUACAUGGCCGAAGGUGGCCUCACGCAGGACGAAGCACUGGGGCAGGUGAGAUGGCUCGUCGAGUGCGGCAUGGUCGAUUUUAUCGAGAUCAGCGGCGGAAACGCCGAGAGUACGGCGUGUGAGCUGCAGAAUACUUUUGGCGAGUACAACCUCACCAAAACGCCAAAGCGAGAAAGCACGCGUAUUCGGGAAGCAUUCUUCACCAUGUUCGCGGAAAAGGUACAGCAAUUACACAGCAGAGUGCCCAUACAGUUGAGCGGCGGGUUCCGCUCGCGCAACGGGAUGGCCGACGCUCUCGAAAGCGGCGCCUGCGACCUGAUAGGCCUGGGACGGACUGCCGUCUUGCAACCCGCGCUCCCGAGAGAUAUUCUUCUGAACAGGGCGAUCCCGGACGACGAGGCUCUGGCAAUGCCACAUGAGGUCAGGGGGAUGUGGAUGGCCAAGAUGGCCCCAGCGAAGAUGAUCGGUGCUAGUCUGGCUGGUCAGGUCUUUUACUAUAACAUGCGGCGGUUGGCUAGUGGUCUUUCCGCAGAUCCCUGUGUCAGUAUACCUUACGUGGUCUUUUCUGGCAUCUUGAGCUUGUUGAGAGGGGUGCUUGCUGGUAUGAGCCACAAGCUGUUUGCAGCUUUGAGGAAUGUGCUGGGGCGGCACACAGUCAAGACCGCUUGA